Helianthus annuus (common sunflower) is the source of this 2995-nucleotide messenger RNA. RefSeq names its product phosphatidylinositol 4-phosphate 5-kinase 9. Gene Ontology annotation, biological process: phosphatidylinositol metabolic process. NCBI's taxonomy places the organism in Eukaryota, Viridiplantae, Streptophyta, Magnoliopsida, Asterales, Asteraceae. The coding region runs from base 287 to 2776 and encodes 829 amino acids. The transcript has 9 exons. Gene Ontology annotation, molecular function: ATP binding; 1-phosphatidylinositol-4-phosphate 5-kinase activity. The record is from RefSeq and is a predicted model, not a curated record.
UACACACAAGUCAACUGCAGUACAUUAUACUUCUAGCUUGAGUAGACAAUCUAUCAAAGCUCCUUCAUAAAUCUCCCACUUUUCUCUCUCUCUCUAUAUCUAUCUAUCCCUCUCUCUCUCUAUAUUAUUUUCAGUGUCUUUUCUCCGAAACAGGUAACUGUUAUACGAGUGUAAUACUGUUCUCUAUAUAUAAAGUCAGUGUGUAACUGUUAUUGUUAUACACGCGAUCAAUAUACAAUACUUUCUGUUUAACCGGAAGGUAUCGAAGAACUUCUAGGCGUUAUGCAUGUCUGGCUCGGUGGCCAUAGCAGAAAACGUCGAACGAACGCUAUCAAUUUCAAACAGAACAAGAUCUCUUGGUUCAGUGUCAUUUCACAAGAAUGACACCACCACUAAUUCUCAAACAAAUGGCGAAACGUCUCGAUCUUCAACAGAAACGAUCGCGGUUAGAUUUGGAGAGCUAAAGCUCGAAAACGGGGAGUUUUACUCCGGUUCGCUACAUGGAAAUGUACCUGAGGGGUCAGGGAAGUACGUUUGGUCAGACGGUUGCACGUAUGAAGGAGAAUGGAGAAGGGGAAUCUGGCAUGGUUACGGAAAGCUUCAUUGGCCGUCAGGGGCUUAUUACGAAGGGGAUUUUUUCGGUGGGUAUAUGCAAGGAACCGGGACGUAUAUUCGCGCUGAUAAGCUAGUUUACAAAGGUCGUUGGCGGUUGAACCGGAAACAUGGGUUGGGUUAUCAAGCUUUUCCGAAUGGGGACGUGUUUGAAGGGUCGUGGAUUCAGGGGUCACCUGACGGGCCGGGUAAGUAUACAUGGGCUAACGGAAAUGAGUAUUUGGGUCAUAUGAAAGGCGGGAAAAUGUCGGGUAAAGGCAUUUUCACUUGGACUAAUGGCGAUUCAUACGAAGGUAGUUGGUCUAACGGAGUUAUGCAUGGUUUUGGUGCUUAUACAUGGAGUGACGGCGGUCGUUAUGUCGGGACAUGGACGUUAGGGUUAAAAGACGGAAAAGGGGCGUUUUAUCCGAGCGGGUGUCGGUUGCCCGCUCGACAAGAACUAUACCUUAAAGCUUUGAGAAAACGAGGUUUGUUGUCCGACUUGCAAAAAGUCAAACAAGUUUCGCGUAUUCAACAUGCUUCUUCGAUCGAUAUGGGACUGUUUAAAAUCGGUAGUCGAUCGUCUCAUCGUAACACGUCUGAUAAGUUUACAAAAGAUAACUUCUUGAACUUGGAUCAAAAUAGAAACAACAAUGCCUCUCUAGAAAGACGAUGGAGUCUAGAGGUCGCUAUCGAAAACGUUAUGGGACAUGAUUUGGCUUCGGUUAUGUCCGAUCCUGUUGGGGAGAAUGAUAACAAGACUCCGAUUCUUGAACGAGAAUAUAUGCAAGGGAUUUUAAUCAGCGAGCUUGUGGUCGAUAGUCGUUUUUCAUCGGGAUCUAAACGAGAAAUGAAACGACAGAAGAAACGUGUGAAGGAAGUUAAGAGGCCCGGAGAAGCCAUAAUUAAAGGUCACAGGAGUUAUGAUCUAAUGCUUAGUUUACAACUUGGGAUCAGGUAUACUGUUGGAAAAAUAACACCAGUUCAAAAGCGAGAAGUACGCGGAUCGGAUUUUGGCCCGAGAGCUAGCUUCUGGAUGCAAUUUCCUAAAGCGGGAUCUCAACUAACGCCUACACAUCAGUCAGAGGAUUUUAAGUGGAAAGACUACUGUCCAAUGGUUUUCAGGAACUUGAGAGAAAUGUUUAAGAUUGAUGCUGCUGACUACAUGAUGUCUAUAUGCGGCAACGAUGCUCUUAGAGAACUAUCAUCUCCCGGGAAAAGUGGCAGCGUGUUUUUUCUGUCGCAAGAUGAUCGUUUCAUGAUUAAGACUUUGAGGAAAUCUGAAGUACAGGUCCUUCUGCGGAUGCUUCCGGACUAUCACCGUCACGUGAAGACAUACGAAAACACACUCAUAACUAAGUUUUUCGGUCUUCACAGGAUAAAACCAUCAAGUGGUCAAAAGUUCCGGUUUGUUGUAAUGGGAAAUAUGUUCUGCACAGAAUUAAGAAUCCAUCGAAGAUAUGAUCUGAAAGGUUCCUCUCUUGGGCGAUCCGCAGACAAGGUUGAAAUAGAUGAAAACACGAUACUCAAAGAUCUUGAUAUAAACUAUUGCUUUUAUCUAGAACCUUCUUGGCGUGGUGCUCUGCUAAAUCAAAUCGAAAUCGAUAGCAACUUUCUAGAAGCUCAGAAUAUUAUGGAUUACAGUCUUUUGCUCGGUGUUCAUUAUCGAGCCCCUCAGCACUUGAAAUCUUUGAUGUCUUUCAACCAAAGUGUAACAGCAGAUGGACUCGGAAUCGUUGCAGAAGAAGAAUCUAUGGAGGAUGAGAUAUCACCUCAAGGACUUGUUUUAGUGCCACGUGGAUCUGAAGAUGGUAGUGUUGUUGUGGGCCCGCAUAUACGAGGAAGCCGUUUGAGAUCAUCAGCUACUGGUGAUGCGGAAGUGGAUCUCCUUCUCCCUGGAACAGCAAGGUUACAAAUACAGUUAGGAGUGAACAUGCCAGCAAGAGCAGAGCUUCUUCCAGGCAAAGAAGAAAAACAAAUGUUUCAUGAGGUAUAUGACGUCGUAUUAUACCUGGGUAUCAUUGACAUAUUACAAGAAUACAAUAUAACAAAGAAGAUUGAACAUAAAUACAAAUCUUUUCAAUUUGAUUCUCUAUCGAUAUCGGCCGUGGACCCCACAUUUUACUCGCGACGCUUUCUUGAGUUUAUCCAGAAAGUAUUCCCUCAAAAUGGUGCAUCGAACUAAAACCGUUCUACAUUGCAACAAUCUUGUACUGAGGUAAGUAGAGUGUCGAAAAUGCAAUGCAAGGUACAGAAAGUGAAUACUGUGAAUUUUGUUUGACAUUUGGUUCUUAGAUCUUUUUAUUGCAUACAUAUUGUUCUUUCAACUUUUCCAUGAAUACUUAUUUGGGACAAAGUAAUCAUCCAUCCUAAUAGGUAAUGCUAAGAUUUUUUAUUAUUUUUA